ACUAAUUGUGGAGGCAACGCUGAGGAGGGGGACGAGUGACGACGACGUACUGGAUUGGGCUAGCCAGGUAGCUACCGCUAGCUGCCGUGAGGGGGUUUAUACACUAUAUAUUUGUUUUUAAGUUGACUUCUCCGUGUCAUUCGAAGCAUAAUGCCCAGUAAGAAGAAGAAGUACAACGCCAGGUUCCCCCCGGCAAGAAUUAAGAAGAUCAUGCAGACCGAUGAAGAAAUAGGAAAAGUUGCCGCAGCCGUACCUGUAAUAAUCUCCAGAGCCCUGGAGCUUUUCCUGGAGUCGCUCCUCACAAAAGCCUGUCACGUCACCCAGUCACGGAAUGCAAAGACCAUGACCACGUCACACCUUAAGCAGUGCAUUGAGCUGGAGCAGCAGUUUGACUUCCUGAAGGACCUGGUGGCCGCGGUGCCAGACAUGCAGGGGGAGGGGGAGGAGAACCACACAGAGAGUGGAGCGGGAGCAGACAAAGUCCCCCGCAGGGGCCGCAAGCCGGGCUCCGGGCGAAAGAACGGAGGAGGAGCCAGCUCCAAGGGCAAGGAAAAGAAGCUGUCGGGCACAGAGUCGGAGCAGGAGGAUGACUCUGAGGACAGUGAGACGGACGGGGACGAGGAGGACGGAUCCCAGUCAAGCACAAACAUGGCGUCACGCUUUCACAGCCCGGACGCCCCGCCCCAGUACCUGCACAUGGCCAACAUGGCGGCCGUGGCCCCGGCCCCGGCCCCUUCGAUGCCAGACGGGCCCCCGCCGGGCCCCAUGCCCCCGGGCUCCUUCGCCCCCCACCCCUCCAUGGUGGGAGCCACGCCCCCUGCCCCGCCCACCAGCGUGCCGCACAAAGAAGCAGAGGACGACGACGACGAUGAAGACUAUGACUCUUAGCCUCCCCCCCCCCCCUCCCUCCCUCCCUUUGUACACACCAAUCAAAAACAGGCGCACACUUUCUCUCUGCUUUUAUCCCCCUUUUUUAUUUUCUCUCUUAAGUUGGUCCAUUCAAAGCUGCUCGGAAGAAAGGGGGGGGGGGGGGGUUUGGAUCUCAGCCCCCUCGCUUCCUCUCUUCUGAAGAAACGGAAAAGAUCCCACACUGGCUGAGCGACCACCACCCCCCGAUACCGGUGUCGAGUGUUUGUUGUGAUUUUUCUUAAUUUCUCAUUUCAGAAGACCAAAAAUAGACCAAAACAUUUUUUUUUUUUUGUAGAGAUGAACUCGACUGUCUUAUUUAGAUGCCCGUUAUUCUGAUUUGGACUCCAUCCUCCUCCUUUACCCUCAAAUAUAUAUAUAUUUUUUUUUUUCUCCUCCAUUUUGGUUUUCCCACUCGCAUUUCUCUGUUUUCUUUACAUCGGAGCGCAUCGGUCCUCUGCUUCACUCAAGCCCUCAGGUCGGUUCCCUAAAUUAUCAUGAUGAUAAUGAAUAUAUUAUUAGCAGUCGAAGCCUUAGAACCGGACAGUACUGAUACUGGUCAUUGACGGUGUGCUGCAUCUUAAAGCUAAGUGUAGUGCAAAAACAAAUUACGAGCGCUAGGUAAGUGUAGAGCAGUUCAUAAGGGAACUCUAGACUAGGUCAGUGUGCCGUUAAUCAUUAUCAACUGAAACUAUGGAAACCAAACUCCUUUUCAGGCUUUGUUGUGUCACUUGCUGCUGGUCUAACCACCACCCCCCCCCCCCCAAUCCCCCAUUUUAAAUCCCGAUUUUAUGAAGAUUUUAGGUUUUCCUUUCUUUUUUCCUUUCUUUUUUAAUGUCUAUUAGUGAUGACCGUUAUUCCACUGAAUCGUAUAGUUUAUCUCCCCCAACAUUUGAGACUAGAGAGGUCUACCACUGGCCAUACCAUGUCAGGGAAAAUACUGAGUCUCAAACCAUUACUUUGUUUUUAAAGUUGUACCUAAUUUUCUCCCGACAUUUUCUGCAAAAUCCCGCCCCCGAUUAUUUCCCUUUUCGUGUUUAUUUUCUUUUAAGGUAUUUCAGUUCCCAAACGUUAUUGUUCUUUCUUUUUAAAUACAUUUUUCUGUAUUCAUUGUUUUUUGUCUUUUUAGUUGGUUUUUUAAAUUGAAUUGAAUGCAUUAGGGCUCCCAUUUAUUUGUACCACUAAACAUUAAAUGGUAUUAAAAGGAUAAAAGUGGACAGUGGAAAAUUGAUAUUGUCUUAUAAAGCUUUUAACAUUCUUUUCAUUUUGUAUGGGUGAAAUAAAGUUUGGGAUUCAACUAAGAAAAAUCCGAAAA
Molecule: messenger RNA, 2221 nt
Organism: Gadus macrocephalus (Pacific cod)
Lineage: Eukaryota; Metazoa; Chordata; Actinopteri; Gadiformes; Gadidae
Gene: drap1
Product: DR1-associated protein 1 (negative cofactor 2 alpha)
Exons: 7
Coding region: 151-888 (245 amino acids)
Biological process (GO): transcription by RNA polymerase II; positive regulation of transcription by RNA polymerase II; negative regulation of transcription by RNA polymerase II
Cellular component (GO): negative cofactor 2 complex; nucleus
Molecular function (GO): RNA polymerase II general transcription initiation factor activity; transcription coactivator activity; protein heterodimerization activity
Source: RefSeq, a predicted model, not a curated record